Messenger RNA from Cloeon dipterum, 534 nucleotides. RefSeq lists its product as uncharacterized. The transcript has 2 exons. Bases 54 to 392 code for a protein of 112 amino acids. The record is from RefSeq and is a predicted model, not a curated record. NCBI's taxonomy places the organism in Eukaryota, Metazoa, Arthropoda, Insecta, Ephemeroptera, Baetidae.
UUGCUGCACUUUAAAUACUUUGACGACCUUCCUCGUUGAAAACAAGCGGAAAUAUGAUAUCGAAAGUGACAAUCGUCGCGUGCGUCUUGGUGGUGCUGGCGUCGAUGAGUGCGGCGCAGAGUUACGCCGGCAGCAGGCCGUGGUACGACAUGUACGGGCCCCAGACCGACACACCACCCGCCACCUCGACCUCGACCUCGACCUCAACCUCAAACACCUCAAACAACAACGUCAACAGCGGCGGAAUUGGAGACCGCAACCAGUUCCUCACGCCCGUCGAUUCCGUCAGCUUCAGAUACUACAACAAUGUGCCCAUCGAAGGACCCGGCAAGCCGUGCGUCGGAUGCGUUUACAGGCUCACCAGCAACGGGUUUGUCAUGGUCAGGCCUUGAAGAGUGCUGAGAAGAGGAAAUUUCCGUACAUUUUGUAUUCUGGACUGAUAUUGGUAAAAAUGGAUAUAUUCAAUAUUCUUGUUUAUUUUUGCUCUAGUCAUAUACAAUAAAAUACAACAAUAAAAAUAUUUUCAAAUUAAAA